Molecule: messenger RNA, 924 nt
Organism: Strongyloides ratti
Lineage: Eukaryota; Metazoa; Nematoda; Chromadorea; Rhabditida; Strongyloididae
Product: Putative serine/threonine-protein kinase STE20-like
Exons: 1
Coding region: 1-924 (307 amino acids)
Biological process (GO): protein phosphorylation
Molecular function (GO): protein kinase activity; ATP binding; protein serine/threonine kinase activator activity
Source: RefSeq, a predicted model, not a curated record
AUGUCAUCACAUAAUUUUCAUCGUUAUCAAAUUGUUCCUAUAAAAAUUAACUAUUUACAAAAUAAAAAAGGGAUUAAUAUUUCGAGGAUUGAUACAUUAAACCUUCAAAAUACUAAACCAGAAACAUUAAAAAAAGAACUUGAAGAAUUAUUUAAUGGAUUAAAACAUGAAAGAAUUUUAUUACCAUCUGAUAUAAUUAUACCAGAAGAUAUGACUAUUGAAUUUCAUUAUAAAAAUCUUACUGGUGAUAUUGAUAUUGAUACAAUAAUUAAUAAAGAUUAUAAUUUUGGAUUACCUGAGAAAGCUGUAGCAUAUAUUUCUUUUAAAUUACUUAACGCAAUUGAAUAUUUAGCAGGAAAAAGAAUUGUCCAUAGAAGUAUAAUGUGCCCAAAUAUUCUUAUUGAUAAAAAUGGAAAUGUUAAACUUACUGGUUUUCAUACAGCUGUUUCAUUAAAUACCAAAAAACAUUGGAUUCGUAAAAGUGACAACAUUAAUGAGUAUGAUCCAGAUUUAUUAAAAGAUUGUCUUAAUUAUCUUGCACCAGAAGUCCUAAAACAAGAUCUUGUUGGAUAUCAUUGUAUUAGUGAUAUAUAUAGUUUAGGUAUUACAAUAUGUACAAUGAUAAAUGGAUUUACUCCAUUUAGUGAUAUGUCAGAGUUAGAAAUGUUAUAUGAAAAAUAUUGUGGAACACGGCCAAAAAUUAUUGAUUCAUCAAGUACUGUAGACGAAGAUGAUGAAGGUAUAUUUGAUAAACAUAAAGAAAAAAUAUUAAGUAAAGAGAUUCACGAUGUUAUUGUAGAGACAUUAGAUUGUAAUCCUGAAACUAGAAUUUCCCUAAAAAAUUUAAAAGAGCAUGCUUUUUUUAAAGUUAACGGUACCUCAAAAGAAAUUAUUUCAUAUGAUAAAAUAUUUAGUAAAAAAUAA